Messenger RNA from Trachemys scripta elegans, 1242 nucleotides. RefSeq names its product testis expressed 30 (gene TEX30). Bases 19 to 867 code for a protein of 282 amino acids. NCBI's taxonomy places the organism in Eukaryota, Metazoa, Chordata, Testudines, Emydidae. The record is from RefSeq and is a predicted model, not a curated record. The transcript has 6 exons.
CAUGCCCCGCGCCCGCGCAUGCUCCCUACAGCGAUCGGCGGGCGAGGCUGGGCUGCUGCGGGGCCGGGGCUCGGCCCGUUCCGCGGCGGAGAAGGAACCGGCUCGGCGGGAACCGGCCCGGCCCGGCGCUGCAGGAGAUUUGUCCUGCUGUCUUCUGAAAGGCAAACGGCCCUGCCCGCCAGCAACAUGGGUGGGUUUACAGAGGUUAAAGUGAAAAUACCUUUUGGAAAUAAAUACCUAGAUGCUAUUUUUUCUGUCCCAGACAAGAUAUUAACACACGGAGUGAUUCUUACUCAUGGAGCUGGAGGAGAUAUGAAUUUCUCUCAUUUAGUUUCUUUGGUAGCCUAUCUUGCAUCCCGUGGACUUCUGUGCUUGAGAUUUACCUGUAAAGGCCUUAACAUUGCUUAUAGGACUAAAGCAUAUAAAACAGUUGUGGAAUAUUUAAAGUCCUCUGGUGAAUAUAAACUUCCUGGUGUCUUUCUUGGAGGUCGUUCGAUGGGUUCACGAGCCGCUGCCUCUGUGACACGUCAGAUUAGCCAGGAUGACAAUGAGGAUUUCAUUCACGGUCUGAUAUGUUUAUCUUAUCCACUGCAUCGACCAAAACUUCUGUCCAAACUCCGGGAUGAAGAUUUAUUUUUUAUUAAGUGUCCUGUGCUGUUUGUCUCAGGAUCAGAAGAUGAGAUGUGUGAAAAAAAAUUAUUGGAAGGUGUGGCAAGCAAAAUGAAGACCCUUAAAAAAAUUCAUUGGGUUGAAAAAGCAAACCAUGGCAUGGCAGUAAAAGGACGAACAGCAGACGAUAUUAUGAUGGAAAUAAGCACACAGGUUUUUUCGUGGAUCAAAGAAAUCAUUGAAGAGGAGUACAAAUAACUUCCAGUAGUUAAACGUCGGUUACAUUAACCUUCCCUAAAUGUAAAGGGCUUGUUUGACUUGCCAAAGAGAGCAUUAGAAAAGAGCUAUUCCUACAUGAGGUCUACUUGAUUCAGUACAGGUCAUUCUGCAAAUAUUAAGUGUAAACAUAAGUAAAAAAUAUUUUUUGAAUCCAGAACCACUAUUCGAUAUGAACGAGGUAGUAAUAUCAUUUUUAAAAGGUGAAGAUCACAAAACAUGCAAAAUAUUAAUUGUGGGGCAUUACUUUUCUAUAUAUUUUUAGUGGUAUAUACAUUUUUUGGUCUGUGUGACCAAGCAAUAUCUUUUUUUGUACUGCUUAGUUAGUGUGGUGUGUGGUGGUUUUUUUUUUUUUUU